This is a messenger RNA of Arabidopsis arenosa, 1884 nucleotides long. Lineage: Eukaryota; Viridiplantae; Streptophyta; Magnoliopsida; Brassicales; Brassicaceae. The record is from the annotation of a GenBank genome assembly.
UCUUAAUUCGAUUUUGAGUCUCUGUUUCUGUCUCUUCUCUUGAGAUUGCGAUAAUGAGAGAACGGAUUCUUACAUUCGUUUCGCUGCUUCUCGUAGCUUUGCUUUCGUUUUCUAAUCUUUGCUACUGUGACGACCAAACGAUCCUGUAUGAAUCGUUCGACGAGCCUUUUGAUGGUCGCUGGAUCGUUUCAGAGAAAGCUGAAUACCAAGGUGUGUGGAAGCACGAGAAGAGUGAAGGACAUGAUGAUUAUGGACUUUUAGUGAGUGAGAAGGCUAAAAAGUACGGAAUUGUUAAAGAGCUUGAUGUUGAUGAGCCUCUAAACCUUAACGAAGGAACUGUUGUUCUGCAAUACGAGGCUCGUUUCCAAGAAGGGCUUGAGUGUGGUGGUGCUUACUUAAAGUAUCUUCGUCCUCAAGAAGCUGGAUGGGUUCCUCAAGGUUUUGAUAAUGAUUCUCCUUACUCUAUUAUGUUUGGACCUGAUAAGUGUGGUGCUACCAACAAGGUUCAUUUCAUCUUGAAGCAUAAGAAUCCCAAGAGUGGCGAGUUUGUUGAGCACCAUCUCAAGUUCCCUCCUUCUGUUCCGUUUGACAAGCUUUCUCAUGUCUACACUGCAAUCUUGAAACCUGAUAAUGAGGUGAGGAUUUUGGUUGAUGGUGAGGAAAAGAAGAAGGGUAAUUUACUGUCGGCUGAAGAUUUUGAGCCUCCGUUGAUCCCUUCCAAGACCAUCCCUGAUCCAGAGGACAAGAAACCAGAAGACUGGGAUGAGAGAGCCAAGAUUCCUGAUCCUAAUGCUGUGAAGCCUGAUGACUGGGAUGAGGAUGCACCCAUGGAGAUUGAAGAUGAGGAAGCUGAGAAACCCCAAGGAUGGUUGGAUGAUGAGCCUGAAGAGGUUGAAGACCCCGAGGCAAGCAAGCCUGAAGAUUGGGAUGAUGAAGAAGAUGGUGAGUGGGAGGCUCCUAAGGUUUCCAACCCCAAGUGUGAGGCAGCACCCGGAUGUGGCGAAUGGAAGAGACCGAUGAAGAGAAACCCUGCUUACAAGGGUAAAUGGAGCUCACCUCUCAUAGAUAACCCAGCUUACAAGGGAAUCUGGAAACCCAGAGACAUUCCAAACCCUGAUUAUUUUGAGCUUGAGAGGCCGAAUUUGGAACCCAUUGCUGCCAUUGGUAUUGAGAUUUGGACAAUGCAAGACGGUAUCUUAUUUGACAACAUCUUGAUAGCUAAAGACGAGAAGGUCGCGGAAACAUACAGACAAAGCACUUGGAAGCCCAAGUUUGAUGUGGAGAAAGAGAAACAAAAGGCAGAGGAUGAAGCUGCUGGUGAGGCAGAUGGUCUCAAGAGCUACCAGAAGAAGGUGUUCGACCUCUUAUACAAGGUUGCAGACAUUUCUUUCCUAAGUGCGUACAAGUCAAAGAUCAUGGAACUCAUUGAGAAAGCUGAAACACAGCCAAACUUAACAAUCGGUGUGCUCAUUUCCGUUGUUGUUGUCUUCCUCUCUCUCUUCUUCAAGCUCAUAUUUGGUGGUGCAAAGGCUAAGGUAGAAAAGAAGAAACCGGAAACAGCAGCAGAGACCUCGACAAGCGAGGCAAAGACAGAGGAAAAGGAAGAAACAGCGCCUGCACCACGAAAGAGACAGACGAGACAACUUGCUCCAACGACCAUAUCUGGUAAAACUUGGAUUAAACUCACCAUCUUAGGCGCCAUAAGAGAAGAUAGAGUAACGGUCUUUUCCGGUGGAGGUUCAGCUCUGCUGAGGCUCAAAGCUGUGAUCACUAAGCAGUCUCUGGAGGUAACAACAGCCUUCACUCUUCCUUCGAGCCAUUGGUUUUCAGUCACUGAUGCCAUGUUCACUGGCUAAGACCUUAGAACAAAGACAUUUCAACAAA